Messenger RNA from Aedes aegypti (yellow fever mosquito), 657 nucleotides. RefSeq names its product 60S ribosomal protein L27 (gene RpL27). Gene Ontology annotation, molecular function: structural constituent of ribosome. The transcript is spliced from 3 exons. The record is from RefSeq and is a predicted model, not a curated record. Gene Ontology annotation, biological process: translation. Bases 130 to 540 code for a protein of 136 amino acids. Gene Ontology annotation, cellular component: ribosome; cytosolic large ribosomal subunit. NCBI's taxonomy places the organism in Eukaryota, Metazoa, Arthropoda, Insecta, Diptera, Culicidae.
GAGCUCACCUCGUUUUAUACCAGUUGUCACGUUUGACACAUCUUUUCGAAACGUCAACUCGCUCCGUCCCGUUUCAGUUCUUUUUCCGGUCGGCCAUUGGGAUCGAAAGUGAACACAUUUCACUGAAUCAUGGGCAAGAUUAUGAAAACAGGAAAGGUCGUGCUCGUCCUCGGUGGACGGUACGCUGGCCGCAAGGCCAUCAUCCUCAAGACGUUCGACGAUGGAACCUCCGAUAAGCAGUUCGGACAUGCUCUCGUUGCCGGCAUCGAUCGCUACCCCCGGCGAGUGACGCGUCGCAUGAACAAGACCCGCCUGCACAAGCGCUCCAAGAUAAAGCCGUUCAUCAAGAUGCUGAACUACAACCACCUGAUGCCCACUCGGUACAGCGUUCCGGACGUCAGCCUGGACACGAAAUAUUCCGCCAAGGACCUGAAGGAUCCAGUCAAGCGCAAGAAGGCCCGCUUCCAGGUCCGCGUCAAGUUCGAGGAACGUCACAAGUCCGGCAAGAACAAGUGGUUCUUCCAGAAGCUGCGAUUCUAAGGAGAAUGUUACCACUUGGUUUCCUUUUUAAUCGUUAAGAAAGAGUGAGUUUCUGAAGAGGAGGGAGAGUGCUGUGUAAUAAAAAAAAAAACGAAAAUGAGAAUGGAAAUGCCUGAA